Homarus americanus (American lobster) is the source of this 4004-nucleotide messenger RNA. Its product is annotated as snake venom 5'-nucleotidase-like. Gene Ontology annotation, cellular component: plasma membrane. NCBI's taxonomy places the organism in Eukaryota, Metazoa, Arthropoda, Malacostraca, Decapoda, Nephropidae. Gene Ontology annotation, molecular function: 5'-nucleotidase activity. The coding region runs from base 349 to 2388 and encodes 679 amino acids. The record is from RefSeq and is a predicted model, not a curated record. The transcript is spliced from 11 exons. Gene Ontology annotation, biological process: AMP catabolic process.
GAGCUGAGCACGGUGAGGACCUGUACAUCAGUCGGCUCUCCGGCACCCGAGACGUGUGUUCUGUGCCUUCGUCUCUCUCGUUCUGCCCUCAAUGGACACUUCGAUUAUACCGAAAAAACAGAGUUGCGUUUAUUUUUACGGUGACAGUGACUAAACAACACAACUCUGCAACUGUAUACCCAUCGCACUAGUGAUAAUACAGUACAAGUAUUUACAAAAGACAUCCUGUAAUUAAUCUUGGUUGCAUAAAUCCUCUUCAUCUCAGUUCGAAGUGAAAAUACCGGAAAUUAAAUAAUACUUGAUAUUACACUGUCGAAUAACUUCUCACCAAAGAAGAGAAACUCGACGAUGUAUGUUAAACUAUACGCAGUAAUACUAGUACUAUGUUCAUGGUCGUCGCCCGCACGGACCGCAAACUUCGAGCUGACAAUCCUUCACUUGAACGACUUCCACGCCAGGUUCGAGGAGACCAAUGUUUACUCCGGCAGGUGUUCUGACGGCGACAGGCAGAAGAACAGGUGCUAUGGAGGCAUUGCAAGGUUGAGCUCGGCGGUGAGACUGGAGCGCGAGAAGAGCCCCAACGUACUCUAUCUCUCAGCUGGCGACUACUUCCAGGGCACUAUCUGGUACACAGUCCACAAGUGGCGCGUGAUGGCUCAUAUGCUGAACCUCGUCCCCCACGACGCUAUGUCCUUCGGUAACCACGAGUUCGAUGACGGUAUCAGUGGCGUGGUGCCCUUCCUGGAGAACGUAACAUUCCCCGUCCUAGCAGCUAACAUUGAGGACUCCCAAGAACCAACCAUCCAGGAGAAAUACGCGAAAUCCGCAGUCUUCACCCGAGGAGGACGCAAAAUCGGUGUUAUUGGUUACGUCACUACAGAAACCAUGAUAAUCUCUGCACCUGGGAAGCUCAACAUCACGGACGAGGCAACGGCUGUGAGGAAGGAGGCUAGGAGACUGAGGAGUGAGGAGGGCGUGGAGAUCAUCAUUGCUCUGGGCCACUCCGGCUUUACGAAGGACAUGGAGAUCGCUAAGGCGGUGGCGGAGGUCGAUGUUGUGGUGGGAGGACAUACCAAUACCUUCCUUUAUACUGGUGAAAAUCCCUCGACGGAGCCCAAGAUGGGGGACUACCCGACCAUAGUGAAGCAGAGGUCAGGAAAACAGGUGCCGGUGGUCCAGGCUUAUGCAUUCGGCAAGUACCUCGGCAAACUGAUCCUCACCUUCAAUGAUGCAGGCGACGUGACGCACUGGGAUGGCAACCCUAUCUUACUGGACAACACUAUAGACGAAGCUCCUGAGAUCCUGGAGGCACUGCAGCCGUUCAGGAAGGAGUUAAAAGACGUGAUGAAGCAAGAGGUCGGGCGGACGUUCGUGUUCCUGGACGGCAACCGACUCUCGUGCCGGAGGAAGGAGUGUAACCUUGGCAACAUCGAAACUGACGCCUUCAUCCAUGUGAACGCCAAGUACCCAGAUGACUUGAGGUGGGCACACACGAGCCUGGCGGUUCAGAACGGAGGAGGGAUCAGAGCUUCCAUCGACGAGCGAACUUCUAUGGGGUCAAUAACCAUGGAAGAUAUCCUCACUGUGGCGCCAUUCCAGAACACAAUAGAUAUCGUUGAACUUCGAGGAAAACACGUGAGACAAAUGUUCGAGCAGUCUGUGGUAAACUAUGACCCGAAAUCACUAGAUCUUCCUGGAGGUUUUCUGCAAGUUUCUGGGUUCGUGGUGGUGUACGACAUCAACAUGCCUCCGGGGUCGCGGGUGGUGAGGCUCCAGGCCCGCUGUCAGGAGUGUCGCGUGCCGGAGAUGAAGGAGGUGGACGAUGACCUUACCUACAGGAUCGCCAUGACCUCCUUCCUGGCACGUGGAGGUGACGGUUACUCGGUCAUCAAAGACAACAAGGUCAACCAUCACCUGACAGGUCUACUGGAUACAGAUGUCUAUGACCAGUACAUCAAGCAGGUCAGCCCACUCUACAUGGGCCUGGAAAACCGCAUCCUCUUCGUGGACUCAUCUGAACUCUGUCCUGCGGCGUCAAACAAGUCACAAGAUUUGGUUCACGAGGAAGGCAGCUCAUAUGACCAUUACAACAUGGCCCCUCACGAGGUGUUGAGUGAAAUGAUGCAACGACACGAUGACUAUUUCCAGAAGCAUUAUGUCACGCCUCAGUCAGCUACACCGAAGAAAACGGGCUCUAGUCAAGGCCGAGAAGACAAACUUGAGGGGUACCUGAUACAACCUGCCGGGAAGAACACUGAGAACGAUUUUCAUGGCGGUCACGUAACACAGUUUCCUAUAAAGCUAUCCGAUAUAUUUUUCGAAGGUUCCCGGGUUGAAACUCCUGAUGGAAGUAGCAGGAGUUAUUUUAACUUCGAUUUUGGAAUGUGAUGUUUUAACUGGUGUUAUUUACGUACAAAUAUAACCUUGAGUACACACCCAGGAAAAGUAACCACAACGUAUACAUAAGAGCUCGUUAGUCACUUGUAUCUGGUCAAAAUAAUUAUUAAACAUGCGAAAUAUUCUGUAAUAAAUAACAACACAACUGAUUAAAAUUAGAGGUAAACAGUAGCUAAAACAACUAUCUGUGCACACUUUGAGGGAAACAAUAUGAGACCAUGGACGAUAAAUAUUGGUAUAUGAGGGCUGUCACUAGUCACAUGUAAAAUUUCGGACCAUAUUGACCCCCACCUGCACAGAUAGCUGAUUUAGCUACUGUGCAGUAUACAAAAAUUUAUUACGGUAAUAAAAAUCAAGAAUUGGUAUUAAACUUUUAGUAUAACAACGUUUCACCAAUAAAUCUGUAAAAUAAUUUUGAAGUGAUAAGCUGAAUUUAUCACCAGUUUAUUAAAUAAUGAAAUUCAACUAUCAGCAUUAUUGUCUUCAUAUUAAAUAAGGAAAAGCUUUUGUCGUUUCCGCUAUCGAAAAGUGUAACCAUAUUCUUGUUAUUUUUUUUUUAUAUAACGGACGAUUAAUUAGAGAGCGAAAGCAAUCACAUCUUAACUGAGUACUACUAUCACACAUUUUAUAUAUACAAUCUCUCCCUGGUACACUAUGUCUAAUCUACGAUAAACAACAAUUUGACAAAGCAACGUAACGAUGUGAUUUAUCCGUGUCAUUCAGCCUUCCUCAGUGAUUUAUCUAAGUUUACCCGAAAAAUUGGCGCGUAUACUGUAUUGCAUUUUCUUAUGACUUAAUACUUCUUUACUGGUUUUAAUUAUAUGCAUCUUCGUUUCUUCAUGAUCUAUCCUUUAUUUUUCUUCUUAUUUGACUCAUCUAACUAAAGUGGACUGUAUCUUCUAAUAUUUUCUUCUCCAGGUGUUUAAAAUAUAUUAGGUACUGUUUUAGGAACGUGUGUGAGUUAUGUCAUUUAGAUGUUUGCAACUUCAUCUACGGGACUAAACACAGUGUCAUACCAUCUUAAACACGUUUGAACGAUAAGAUGUUUAGGGGAAUGUAUAUAUCUUCCCAAUUAAUUUUUCACAGACACAAACAUCAACUUUACAUACACACACACACGUCCUAAAGCAGAGUACCGGGCCAAAUUUGAAGCCAUUCACAAUGAUCUGAAACCAUUUUGCACCCAGUUCUCUCGUAAACAAUCAAGACUGUUCAUUUCCUCAUACUUAUUCUCUUAGCGGUUUCUCUUUCGAACAAUCACUUGCGUCAGUUCCAAGAGAUUUUGUAAUGUUUUGUAUUAUGUCAUUAAUUUUGUUACAGAUGUGUGUGUGUGUGUCAUUUCAUAUUCAAAGUUGUGUGUUACCAAUAAUUAUUCAAGACAAGUGAGACACAGUUAUGGAGUAUUUGAUUGAAACUUGUUAUGUUUAUACACUGUGACUUCCUAGUAAAGUAUUGUUAAUUACAGUUAUAUAUUAUUUUAUUGUGUACGAUGUUCAAGCAGGGCAAAGAUAUAUAUAUAAUUAUAGGGAAAUAACUGCACGGAAACAAAUUAAUAUAUGAGAAUUUUAAGUGGUAAAUGUGUUUGUUGGAAAUAAAAUUUAAACAUA